This is a messenger RNA of Podarcis lilfordi (Lilford's wall lizard), 26403 nucleotides long. The record is from the annotation of a GenBank genome assembly. NCBI's taxonomy places the organism in Eukaryota, Metazoa, Chordata, Lepidosauria, Squamata, Lacertidae.
AUGAAAUCCAGAGAGCGGGGGUAUAAGAACCGGUCACAUGAAGAUGCAGAUCUGGGAAAGGUCAGAGGUCACCAGCGGAGGAAAGCUCAAGGAGAUCCAGAUGCCACAAGAGAGAUAGGAGCCAAAAACCCCAGCGGACGUCCUGCAGGGUCUGCCACCAUCAGAGCUGGUCAGAAGGAGCCACUAGGAGGAGAUCCAUCAUGCAAAGCGACCUCACAUGGCAACCCACUGUGGGAGAUGUCUCGGGAGGCGGGUUACAAGGAGAAGGAGCCGCGCGGGGGGGAAGCUGAUCCCACCGGGGUGCGUCCCAGUUUGCUUGCCAAAGCCACCACAGCAUGACACAAUGGGGCCGCUCUGUCUCACUGCAUCUCUCAUCAAAGGCAGAGCGAGAAGGCAAAGACGACAGCAAAGAGAGGACUUGAAAGGCGGCGCGCGGACGUCAAGGCUUCACCAGUCCCUUUUGCAGAGGGAGGCGGAAGGCAGGCAGACCCCCGGAGCCCAAAGGAGGCCUGGACGGGGCGUGGGGACCGGUGUCUCCCUUGCUCAGCUUAGCCACAAGCUCUCCCUUUGGCCGUGCAAGCAGCUGACGCGGGCGCUGGGAAUUCCUCUCCUUGCUGAGCCAACAAGUUCUGGGAGCUGGUCCCGAGAGGAGGCAGGACAGUUUGCACAGCUGGGAAGUGGUGUUGGCUUUCACCCGCCGGGAGAGGUGGAAGUGAGCCACCGUGGGGGCCCUUUUAAAAAGCAGCAGAGGGGCAGCAGGUCUUACCCAGUGCAGGACCAACAUUGGGAAGCCUUGAACUUACACACACACACACACACACACACACACACACCAAUCACAGUCACCCGAAAAGGACCGCAGUCUCUUGGGGUUGCCACCUUCUGUGCCUGCCUUCGCUGCUAUGACCUGAGUAGUGGGCUUCCCUCCCCAAUUAUCUUCCUGUCGAGGGAAGCUUUAUCAGAUCAAGUAUGUCUCUUCUUUCACUGUCCGGGUGUCACAAAAUUGAAGGAAGCCUGCCACAGUUGGAGGCAGCGAUGCUUCUGAACCCCAGUUGCUGGAAACCGCAAGAUCAGAGAGUGCUCUUGCAGCGGCGUAGCGUGGGUUGUCAGCACCCGGGGCAAGGCAAGUAAUUUGCGCCCCCUAACCCGGGGCAAGGCAAGUAAUUUGCACCCCCUAACCCGGGGCAAGGCAAGUAAUUUGCGCCCCUAACCCCUAACCUGCCGCCGCUGCCAGCUUCUUCUUGCUGCUGCCUGGUCUGGUCUGGUGUGGUUCUCUCCCGCGCUCAGCGCUGCGCUGGGCGGCCGCUGCACUGUCCCUCCCCCAGAUAGUCCCUUGCUCUCUCUCCGCACCGCAAGGGGGUUGGACUAGAUGAUCCUCAGUAAAGGUAAAGGGACCCCUGACCGUUAAGUCCAGCCACAGACAUCUCUGGGGUUGCAGUGCUCAUCUUAUUUUAUUGGCUGAGGGAGCCGGCGUUUGUCCUCAGACAAUUUUUCUGGGUCAUGUGGCCAGCAUGACUAAGCCGCUUCUGGCAAACCAAAGCAGCGCACGGAAACGCCGUUUACCUUCCCACUGGAGUGGUACCUAUUUAUCUACUUGCACUUUUGAUGUGCUUUUGAACUGCUAGGUUGGCAGGAGGAUGGACCAAGCAACGGGAGCUCACCCCGUCACGGGGAUUCGAACUGCCGACCUUCUGAUCGGCAAGCCCUAGGCUCUGUGGUUUAGACCACAGUGCCACCCAUGAUCCUCAAGGUCCCUUCCAAUUCUACAGUUCUACAAUUCUAUGGCAAACAAUAAGGAGGGGCUGCUAUUUUCAUGACCUGCUUGCGGACUUCCCAGAAGCAGCUGGCUAGCCACUACAGAAUAAAGAAAGAUGGAUUGGAUGACCCUGCAGUGCCCCUUCUUAUGCUGUAAUAACCUUUAAAGGAGACAUCAUGUGCAUGUAUACAGCUUUGAUGGUUGAUGGCCAGAAAGUUAAAAUGUAGCACUGGGAUUUCUCCCCCCUGAAAACCUUGCAGGACCCCUCUAAGAAAAAGCUGUGGCCCAUAAAGAGCAGGCCAAGGAUAUCAGUAGCACUUAGUUAAAACAACAGCAGCAGCAGCUUAUAGGGGCAGGUGGAGGGGUUGUGGGGUUCAAGGUGUAUUUUUAAUGAGACACUGCCCUCUCGUGGUUGUCCUCUGCUAUUGCACAGAGGUUAUAUAUCCUAUGCUCAAGAAAACAGGAAACCUUUGCCAAGCUUGUUCUUUAUAGCAAAGAGAUGCUCACAUAUGACCACCUUAGAGUGCAGUGAAGUCUUCCCACCCCCACCCCCCACCCCAGAUGCGUUUCACAGCUCUCAGCCUCCUCUCAAGCUGUUCACAUCAGCAAAGCUUCAUUAAUGUCAGAUUUGUUUGUUUGUGUACACACCAAGGAAGGGAGUGUUGAAAAGGCGGGAAUGACUUUACCCUACAUAAAGAUGUCCGCACCUUGGCUGGAGCAGAAAACUGGAACAAUGCAUCAAACAGCAAUACAGUGGUACCUCGGGUUAAGAACUUAAUUUGUUCCAGAGGUCCCUUCUUAACCCGAAACUGUUCUUAACCUGAGGCACCACUUUAGCUAAUGGGGCCUCCCGCUGCCGCCACACGAUUUCUGUUCUCAUCCUGAAGCAAAGUUCUUAACCCAAGGUACUAUUUCUGGGUUAGCGGAGUCUGUAACUUGAAGCGUCUGUAACCUGGAGCUUCUGUAACCCGAGGUACCACUGUAUUUUAUAACAUAUGCAUUUUGGAUAGCACCAUGGGUUCGUGGACUAAAAGCCCUGCCCUGGAAACACAGUGACUGCACAGUAAACAAGAGUGUGAACUAAGCCCAGUUCUGACCACUGGCCCACCUAGCUACACAACAACUCUUCAGGGUUUCAGGCAGGACAGGAUACUUCCCUCCAGGGCUGUCUCAAGAUGCCAGGGACUGAACCUGGGAACUCCUCAAUGCAUAGCAUGGAAGUAUAUCUGGUUGGAGGAAGGCUUCAUUGGAGUAAGUGUUUGCCAUGACUCAGCCUCAUAGAAUCAUAGAGUUGGAAGGGACCGCCAGCCCAACCCCCUGCAAUCCAGGAAUCUCAACUAAAGCAUCUGAAGUGAAGGACAUGAGGCAGGAGUUGGUAACGCAGGUGAGCUGCACACAGGUGAGCUGCAAGCAAGCUGCCGUCCAGCUCUGUGGAGGCUCCUUUUAUUGACACAAUAUGCAAACCCAGGCAGAUACAUUUUGGGCUGUGACCUUUACAUGCCUUCCAGUCCCGAGCUAUUUUGGCACCUGUUUCCACCGUGUCAUUUUCCCCUUGCACAGUGUAUGACGAAGGAGACAAAGGUCUCAGAGACAAAGGUCACAGACACGACACCGCAGACUACUGAGAUCACAAAAGGUUAGACAGAGGGCAAGAUGUUCAGACAGCUGUGGCUUUAUCUGUGAGGGGGAAUGUGCCCCGCACCCCAAAGUCAUGCGUGCAGGCGGCUGAGGCUGCCCAUGGGCGGGGAGUGUGCUGUGCAGCCAGUGAUCAUCCCUACAGCAUGCAUGGCAGAUGGACAGCCAACCUCUGCUUAAAAACCACCAAGGAAAGAGUGUCCACAAGCUCCCAAGAGAGUGCGUUCCAAUGUCGAACAGCUCUUGCUGUCAAAAAGUUAUUCUUAAUGCUUAGUCAGAAUCUCAUAGCUUGAAGCCAUUGGUUUGAGCCCUACCCUGCAGAGCAGGAGAAAACAAACUUGCUCCACCUUCAACGUGACAGCCCUUGAGAUUAUAACAAGCAUUCAGUCCCCAAAUGCGUGUUUGGGUUAAAGGUGGGUCCCUGGUCUGCAGUGCUGACUGGUCGCGUGGAAGGCAGAGGCACCAACAGCAGGUGGAGCCAAUGACAGGCAGAGCCAAGUAAGUCUCAUUUUUGUCCCCAUCCUCCUCCCAUGCUGAGUUCUACAAGGGCAACACUGAGACUUGCAGCUAUGCAUACCCUCCAACAUUUCGCUAAUAAAAUUAAAGAUCUCCAGUGUUAUUUUUCUAGAAAAAGAGGUGCUGGAACUCACCAUGAACACCUCCCUCACUCUCUUAGCAAUGGCGCCCACCUGAGAGGUGCCGGAACUGAGAUCUGGUGAGUUCCAGCUGGAAAAAAGUCCUGGGGAUAUCCUAUUCCAUACCCUCCAACAUUUCUUCAAUAAAAAUAGGGAUGUCCUAAGGAGAAAGCAGAGACAUCACCUUGCCAACAAAGGUCCGUAUAGUUAAAGCUGUGGUUUUCCCAGUAGUGAUGUAUGGAAGUGAGAGCUGGACCAUAAAGAAGGCUGAUGGCCAAAGAAUGGAUGCUUUUGAAUUCUGGUGCUGGAGGAGACUCUUGAGAGUCCCAUGGACUGCAAGAAGAUCAAACGUAUCCAUUCUUAAGGAAAUCAGCCCUGAGUGCUCACUGGAAGGACAGAUCCUGAAGCUGAGGCUCUAAUACUUUGGCCACCUCAUGAGACAAGGAGACUCCCUGGAAAAGACCCUGAUGUUGGGAAAGAUGGAGGGUACAAGGAGAAGGGGACGACAGAGGACGAGAUGGUGGGACAGUGAUCUCAAAGCUACCAGCAUGAGUUUGACCAAACUGUGGGAGGCAGUGGAAGACAGGAGUGCCUGGCGUGCUCUGGUCCAUGGGGUCACAAAGAGUCGGACACGACUAAACGACUAAACAACAACAAAGGAAAAGCGGGACAUUCCAGGAUCAAAUCAGAAACCAGGACAGCUUCUGUAAAUCCGGGACUCUCCCUGGAAAAUAGAGACACUUGGAAGGUCUCUGUAUACGCACUGUAUCUUUAAAGCACAUUUGAAUUGCAUUUCCUCCUCAAAGAGGAGCACUGCAGUUUAAGGGUUACUGGGAAUUUCAACAUUGCGAGGGGUAAACUACAGUGCCCAGAAUUCUUUGAGGGGGAAAUGUGCUUUUAAAGGUAUAGUAUGUGUGUAGCCUGUGGGGGAGUAAGAAGACGGGUAGGUAAAGGACCAAGGGGGAGGCAGCCCCCUAUUUUGCCCUAAUGGACUCACCUCCAUUGCUUAGUCUGAAAACACUGUGGUCUAACAACCUGGAUCAGCUUGGUCCUUUCCAGCUUUCCACACUCAUGGCUAUAUCCACUAGACUGGAAGCCAGACCGGGAAUCAAUAUUUGGGAGCUAAAGCUGGAUGGAUUCCUUUCUUUUUCUUUCUUUCUGUUUUUGAAAACAAGGCACCAAUGGUCUUUUAGCAGAAAAGCCUGGGCAGGCUGCCUAGGGAGAAAGAUGGAUUUCCCUUCACUUACAAUCCCCCAAUUAAGAUUUGAUAACCCGUCUAAGAGAGACACUUUAGCCAAGCACAAGAAAACGAGCUUAAUGUAAAAAUGAUAAGUGGAGGGAAUUAAGUCCCUUGCCAGCUCUGGAGUGCAGCAAGUGCCUUGAUGUCUGCCAUAGAUCUGACACACCGGUCCCAUUUGACACAGUGGCCCUUAAGCGUUUUGACAUGGAAGAUCAAACUCCCUCCCUCCUGCCAGAUUCCAGGAGUUUUGGCUUGCUAGGCCUUCUUCAUGCACCCCAUAGUCUGAGACUUGGGGGAGGGGGCAAAGCUUGGGGGGCCAGGGGGCGGUGGCCCCCGGGCGCAAAAUUCUGAGAGGGGCGCAACCAGGUGCCCCUGUUAUGUACUGAGUUGAAUAGGAUUCAGAAUGCAGCAGUCUGGUUGGUCCUAGAACAAUAGGAUCCAGAAUGCAGCAGUUUGAUUGGUCCACAGGAGCCACCCAAUCCAGCUCCAGGUGGAUGUGAAUCCGCAACCUGAUUGGCCUACAGGUGAAUCCCGGAAUUAGCCAAUCACGUGGGGCCCAUUGUGUAAAUAAUGUACAGUGGUACCUCGGGUUAAGUACUUAAUUCGUUCCGGAGGUCUGUACUUAACCUGAAACUGUUCUUAACUUUAGCUAAUGGGACCUCCUGCUGCUGCCACGCCGCCAGAGCACGAUUUCUGUUCUCAUCCUGAAGCAAAGUUCUUAACCUGAAGCACUAUUUCUGGGUUAACGGAGUCUGUAACCUGAAGCGUAUGUAACCGGAAGUACCACUGUAUAUAAAGCAGACAUUCUGGGGGAACUUCCAUUCCUCCUCACCACUAUGAGCUGAAUAAAGAGCAUGAAAUCCACUCUCGACUCCGAGUGUAUUUCACUGGCGAAGAAGGUGGGAUUCGAACCCAUGCGGUGUUAUGUACUGAGCUGAAUAGGAUUCAGAAUGCAGCAGUCUGAUUGGUCCUAGAACAAUAGGAUUCAGAAUGCUUUUCAACUCAGUACAUAACAGCCCCCCUGACAAGCUACCUGCUGUGCUCCUGCUGCCUUCCAGAGCCGCGGGGAGGCAAGCUGCACCCAGACUGGGCCUUCGACUUUUACGGCUGGGAAGGUGCCUCCAUCUCCUUGCAUGCCCUGCUCUUGGGCUGGCUGAGAGGCAAGGGCCUGCCCAGCCUGUGAGGCAGAGAUGGAUGGAGGUGGCAAGGCCUAGGGAACUCUGAGCACUGGUGGCCAAGGCCUAGGCCGGGGAGGAAGAGUCUGUUCCUGUGGAGGGGGGAAGAGGAGGCUGUGGCAGAGGCCGAGCCAAGGUUGCUGCAGUCAAAAUGCUGGCACCUCCCCGCAGCACUCCUGGCGCUGGCCCCACCAGUAUGUGCCCCCAACCCCGUGCCUCACCACCGCCACCUGCAUGCUGAGAGAAAGAGAGGGAGAGGGCACCAGGGCCACCCACUGAGGAGGGAGGCAAGAAAACGCCCAAGGGGGAAGCCCCCCUGAAUGCGCCUUCUGCCCAGUCCACCAGGGGGUGCAACACUUGCCCCACCCCAGGCACUGGCAACCCACACUAUGCCACUGCUUGUGGAGCAGGGUAUCUUCCUCUUCUUCUUUGGCAAUCCCUCAUAGCCAAGUAAGAUUGCCUUCCAUAAACACGGUUUUAACAAUGAGUCCAUAAGUGACUGUGGAGGCCAAUUCUGGAUCCACACGUGGGGGCAUUGGUUUCCAGGCGGGAGUUGAUCACGGUGUGGAUUUGCCAAGCGUGCCUUCCUCUUAGCACGUUUCUCCCUUGCUUCCUGAGUUCGAGUGUCUUCAAAGCCCAUGACACCUUUGGUAAAGGCUGUUCUCCAACUGGAGUACUCGCAGGCCAGUGUUUCCCAGUUGUCAAGUGUUUAUACUACAUUUUUUUAGAUUUGCCUUGAGACAGUCUUUAAACCUCUUUUGUUGACCACCAGCAUUAUGCUUUCCAUUUUUAAGUUCGGAAUAGAGUAGUUGCUUUGGAAGGCGAUCAUCAGGCAUCCGCACAACAUGACCAGUCCAACGAAGUUGAUGUUGAAGAAUCAUUGCUUCAACACUGGUGAUCUUUGCUUCUUCUAGUACACUGAUGUUAGUUCGCCUGUCUUCCCAAGUGAUGUGUAAAAUUUUUCGGAGACACCGUUGAAGGAAUCUUUCAAGGAGUUGGAGAUGGCGCUUAUAAGUGGUCCAUGCUUCACAAGCAUAUAGUAAGGUUGGUAGUACAAUAGCUUUGUAAACAAGCAUUUUGGUUUCCCUGCGAAUUGGUUACCCUUGUGGAGCAGGGUAUAUGGGGCUGCCAGCUCUUAAGAGACUAAAAUGUUACGCUUAGGCAAGGCCCACAGAUGUGCCACAGCAGUAACAGUACACUGGUACCUUGGUUCUCAAACGCCUUGGUUCCCGAAAACCCGGAAGUAAGUGCUCUGGUUUUCGCAUGUUCAAUGCGGCUGUCGGCUAUUGUUUCUGGGGCACUGGCACCAAUCAGAAGCUGUGCCUUGGUUUUCAAACAUUUCAGAAGUGAAACGGACUUCCGGAACUGAUUAAGUUCGAGAAUCAAGGUACCACUGUAUUUGGCGCUUUUGUUUUUGCUAUUUAUUUUGCGUUUUCGUUUUUGAGGCUCUUUUGGUUAAUUUGUUUUUGUGACUGUGUGGAACCCAGUUCAUAGAAUCAUAGAAUCAUAGAAUCAUAGAGUUGGAAGAGACCACAAGGGCCAUCGAGUCCAACCCCCUGCCAAGCAGGAAACACCAUCAGAGCACUCCUGACAUAUGGUUGUCAAGCCUCUGCUUAAAGACCUCCAAAGAAGGAGACUCCACCACACUCCUUGGCAGCAAAUUCCACUGUCAAACAGCUCUUACUGUCAGGAAGUUCUUCCUAAUGUUUAGGUGGAAUCUUCUUUCUUGUAGUUUGGAUACAUUGCUCUGUGUCCACCUCUCUGGAGCAGCAGAAAACAACCUUUCUCCCUAGUUCAGCUAUUGAUUGAUUGAUUGAUUGUGUGACUGCGGAAAUGGAUAAAAGCCCCCCAUCCAAACAAUGACUAUCAUCAGUGCAGGUAAGAAAUUUUUUUAAUUUUAAUUUUUAUCAUCUACAAUACUGUCUUAUUUAUUUUAUAGUACAGUACAUUGAUUAUUGCUUUCAUUUUAUGGAUCAAUGGUCUCGUUAGUAAAAUUCAUGUUAAAUUGCUGUUUUAGGGGUUGUUUUUAAAAGUCUAGAAUGGAUUAAUCCAUUUUGGAAAGUGCGCCUUGGUUUUGGAACUCUUUGGUUUUGGAACGGACUUCCAGAACGGAUUAAGAUUGAGAACCAAGGUACCACUUUAUAGAGAUAUGAAUGGCCAGAAAAAUGGAAAAAUUCAGAAGAGGGGCAAUAGAGCUUGGAGAUGCAGCAUUGGGACUUCCGGGUUAGCGCCACCGGCAAUGGCGGGCUUCCUCUGAUCUGGAGGAACCCACUCCGUGAAAAUUAGGGUCUGAACCGCCACGGCAAGGUGGAGACCCAUCAAAAACCACAGGCGGGAGAAGCCUGUGGACCUGGGAUUCGGCUGACACCUUCAGCGCCUCCCCUACUCGCAGGGAAACCCGGUUACGGGGAUCCAGAGCGACGUGGGGUGAGUGGCGCGGUGCUUCGAAUCAAUUGCUCUUUUCACGGAGUGAAGCCGCAUUGCUGUUGUCGGAGAGCGCUGACUUUUUUCCUGUGGACAAUUGGACUCUAAACAAGUACCCGUGAGUAGAACGGAAAAUUGGAUUACUAAACUUCGUAAUUUGGCACCGGAGCGGGAAGGUCUAAACAGGAAGUCCGCCUUCCGCUUUUGUAAACAGUUUGAAGCAAAGACAUCGUAAGCUAAAAGUCUGGAAAGUUAUCUCUAAAGGACUAAAUUUCCAUAGGUUUAAACUACAAACCCCCCUUGGAAGCAGGAGAAGAGGGGGAAAUUUUAAAUUGUUCAAGCCUGCAGGAGAGGGAGUAAAGAAAGAUAAAUUUCUAUCGUCUUGAACCUGGGAAUGGGCUGUCAAAGAUAGACGUUUGGGGAAAGUUCAUUGACUGUGAAUAAUAACGCAUGUUGACAGAUAGCUAAAUAAGAGAAACAUAUUGACUCCAAUGUUUCCUUUUGCACUAAAAAGGAACAAAGAUUUGAAAAACGAAAGCAAUUUUGUUGCUGGAUCUGCCUGUAAAAGGAUGGAUACAAAUAGAAAUUGUUUCCUCUAGAGGGAGCUUUUGAACUGUUGUUGGAGUGGACCUGGGUAACUUUACAGCUGUAGAAAAUUAGAGAGAGUGAGAAACAGGCUCUGACCUUGGAUAAGAAUGUUGACACAGGAAAUCUUAGUGUCUGCUUUGUGCAGGACAAGUGUUUUGUUGGAGCAGCUGCAUGUGAAGAUGGAUUUGAUGACUACUGCAAUUGAAAACUUUGGUCAAACAGUGACCACUGAUAUAGAACCUGCUCAACAACUGACCCAGGAAUCUGACCUGACAGGGCAAGUUGCGGAGAAGACAAAGGAGGAGGUUGUUGUUGAACCUCAAGUAAUACAAGUUGAAAGAGAUGCGGCCCUGCAGGAGCAUAAGCUGUCGUUUUUGAGGACUGAAUCUGGAGUGAGACAGACUUGGAGAGACGGAGUCCUGUCGAGACUGGAGAUGGCAAGUUGGUCAGACCCCCCUAUGCAGGGAUGCUUUGACCUUUGAGAUUUGGUUUUGGGUCAGGAAGAGAUUGGAAUGGUCGAGGCACUCAACUUUGGAGGGGCACGGAAGUAUGUUAUGGAACAUUUCUUGGAUUUUAGUGCUAACUAUGGAGAAUGGGCUGACCGGCUGAGAAGGGAUAAAGACACUCUUAGGUUGUUCCCCCGAGAUCUACUCCUCAGAGACAAAGGAAGGAAAUUAAGAACAGGACCAGCAGAAGAUAAAGUAAAGUGCAGGUACAAUUAUGAAGAAGAUUUGCAGAAGGGACAUGGAAAAGAGUUAAGAGCCUCGGACAUAAGAUCACCAGGUUGAUGGACUAGAUGAAAUAGAUAGAAAGGACUGACAGAACCCAAGACCAGGAAGAAGAGACGGUGGAUGAAGACUGGCAGAAAGUUUAAAAAUUUAUUUAGAGAAAUAUUGCAAAAUUAAUGAUUGCUAGGAAAAUCUUGGAAUGAAACUAUUAGACUUUAGUAGAAAUGUUAUAAGGAGUUAUGUAUAAAUAAGCUUUUAAGUUCUAGGGUUUUUUUAUGGUAAGAUAAGGCUAAAAUAAAUUAAGACAAUUAAAGGACAGAAUAUAGUGAAAGAUGGAAAGGAUUUGCUGAGAUAAUUAAUUAGAAUUAAAAAAAGGGAGGUGUGAGGAGGUCGAGGAAACAAGUUAAUGAAGAUAAGUGUAUGGGAAUAUUGGAUUUGUUUUUAAAUUUAUUUUUGUUGUUUUCAUUUUUGAUUUUGGUGUAUUGUAUGUUUGGUAUUUUUUGUUUUCUUUCUAUUGAUUUGUAUUGAUUAAUCUCUUUUUUUAUUCACUAUUUUUUCUUUUCUCUUUUCUGUAACCUUAAAUUCCCAAUAAAUAUCAUAAAAAAAAAAGGAGAUGCAUCAUUGGGGGAAAAUGGAUGUGGGAGUGGGGAUGAAGGGGUACCUUUUAUGUAAUAUUUCUUGUUAGACCGUUGUUAGACCGUUCCAUCACAUGCUGGUAAAUUCAGGCUCUUCUUAUUUUACCUUAAAAUGUGUAUUUUAUACUGUAUUUUAUGCUGUUUUUGUUGCAUUAAUUAAGUGUCUUAAAUUUGUUGUUAGCUGCCCUGAGCCCGGUUUUCUGAACCGGGAAGGGCGGGGUAUAAAUAAAAAUUUAAUAAAAAUAAUAAUAAUUUGCUGUGACCUGAAGUGGCUCUCUGCACCAGUGCUAGCAACGCUUUAAUUAAUUUCCCUCCUUGGAACGAGUUAUCUUCAACCCCAGCAUUUAAAUCAAUUAUUUAAUGGGAGGGUUUCAUUAUGCCAUUUACUUGGCAUGUAUGAGGCAGUUGAUGUGUGUAUGAAAACUGCAUGUGAGCGCAAGUGCACCAUAUUGCAAAUACUUUUUAAAAACAGGCUGAGGUUGUUUGGCAGAGCCCUAUUUGCCCUUAUGGACCAGCCUUAAUGCCUGGGAGCUGUCUUUUAAAAUGCAGCAAGAGGUUUGGUGCAAAGGAGAAGAAUUUUCCUUGCCCCCAGGCUUCUCAGACUUGCUUGGAACUCAGGAAGCAGGUGGAGAUUGCGUUGCUCAGAAGGAAAAAAAAUCUCACUUUUCCUGAAAAGCAGCAUAACAUCUCAUUCCACAGCCUACUAAUACAGAUUACUAUCUCAAAGAAUCAUAGAAUCACAAAACGGUAGUUGGCCGUCCAAUUUCUGCUUAAAAUCCACCAAGGAAGGAGAGUCCACAACCUCCCUAGGGAAACCAUUCAACUGUCAAACAUCUCUUACUGUCAGAAGGUUUUUCUUGAUGUUGAGUUGGAAUCUCCUUUCUUGUAACUUGAAGUCAUGGGUUCGAGUCCUACCCUCCCAAGCAAGAGAAAACAAGCUUGUUCCACCUUCCAUGUGACAGCCCUUGAGAUAUUUGAAGGUGGUUAUCAUAUCUCCUUUCAGUCUCCUCUUUUCCAGGCUAAACAUAUCCAGCUCCUUCAAGCUUUCCUGAUAAGGCCUGGUUUCCAGACCCUUGAUCAUCUUGACUGCUCUCUUCUGCACAAUUUCCAGCUUGUCACCAAGCUAGAUCUCACCAAGUUCGUCAAUGUGUAGCAGGCUUGCCAUCUCGUGGACCUCCAACCUCAAAGCAUGAAAGGAGGAGGGGGGUAUUUUAUCACUUUUGUGGGUACAGACAACUGAGCAAAUUUGUGGCAGAUAAUAUUCCAACUAGAUGAGCUAGUUGUCUGCACUGGGCCUUACAUUCAUGAUAUCAAGUAAUAAUAUUAUAUUAUUACUUUUUUUAUUAAUUAUAAUAUUAAUAAUAAUAAUAGGCUUCUCAUCCUAGUCUGAACCAAUGUUUACACUGAGGUGUCCAGCACAAUGCAGUUGAUGCAGCCUGAUGACAGGGCAAGGUUCUCGUGGCAACGCAGCCUACAACAUGUCCCCUUGAUCCUUGCCCCUCUUGGCUCACUAAAACUUCCCAAGGGGAUAUGGCUGGGUGGAUACUGGGUGGGGUCAAGACAUCCUUGCAGGAGGGAGUGGUCCUGGCCGUCUUAAAAGAGGUGGUGAUUUGACAGUUGCUGAAAUCCUCCAUUGGAUCCAUUGACUGGUGACAACUAUCACCUUACCACAAAUAACCUCUUUCAGAGAGGAUUGAGGUAGGAUAGCUCUAUUCUUGGAGGAAACCAAUUACCUUGACCCAUUUCAACAUGGGCUCUGGCCUGUUUAUAGGAUUGGAUCAGCCUCGGUUGUCCUGGUGGAUGACUUUUAUCUGCAGAAGGGCAGAGGGAGUGUGACUCUGUUUUUCCUUACUUGAUCUCUCAGCAGCUUUUGAUAGCCCUGAUUCUCUGAUAUGGCACUGGGAGCUCUGUUUUACAGUGAUUAUGGUCCUAUCUCCAGGGUCGAUUUCAUUGGGUGAUUAUCUCUCAACUGUCCCCCUCCCUUCACAGCAAUUAUGUGGUACCUCGGGUUAAGAACUUAAUUCGUUCUGGAGGUCCGUUCUUAACCUGAAACUGAUCUUAACCUGAAGCACCACUUUAGCUAAUGGGGCCUCCUGCUGCCGCCGCGCCGCAAUUUCUGUUCUCAUCCUGAAGCAAAGUUCUUAACCCGAGGUACUAUUUCUGGGUUAGCGGAGUCUGUAACCUGAAGCGUCUGUAACCCGAGGUACCACUGUACCAUCUUGUCUACAAUGCUAUCUGAUAUCUGCAUGGCUCCUAGGCAGAACAUGUACUCUUUCUUCAUUGUACUACAUGUUCUCUCUUUGAUCACAGACAUUUGUGAAAUCGUGCCACCUCCAGGACCAGCCCAGGGCAUUUUGCCACCAGAACCAAAGCUGAAAAUGGCAUCACGAUGUCUUGCUGCUACAAAAGCAAACAAGGUUUCAUGACAACACACAAUCUGUGCAAAUAGUACCAUAAGCUCUUCAAAAUUCAGGAGUACACUCUGAAGAAUCCCUCUGUCCCAGUCAACCAAAACUUGGCACUAUGCCUAUGUUACAAAGUCCACACAUAAGUAAGGUAACUGAUUGUCAGGGAACUGCCAUCGGAGCUAGAGGCGGAGGGAAGGCUCCAGAGGGAUGCCGGAGAGGGUCCCAGUAGGGAGAGAGGCAGCCCGUCCGCUGGGGAAGGAAAUCAGCGUAACACCAGUGUAGAAGGGGGGCAGAUGGGUGAAUCGGAGAGGAGGCUCCAAGACUCCUCGCCGGAAACCAGCGGAGAGAGUACGGGUCCUCCACUGCCCACACCCUCCCUGCGCAGAAGGCCUCCGCUCAGGGAGACUAGGCAGAGACUAGGCGUCAAAGAACUUUUGUGCUGGAAGAAGUUCAAGAAACGCCCACUGACGGAUUCUGCCAGCGACUGAGACAGCCACGAAGCUAGAGGCUGUCCGGUCAGAAAGGGUUCAACCAGGUAAGCUAGCCAGGAGUGGCGGCAACUUACGCACGAGCAACCCCUAAACCCAUUACACUGGUGUAUUUAAAACUUGCUUUCUUUUUAUUGCUAAGCCAAUCAAAGAAACAAAGAUAGCUGCUUUACACUACUCUAAAACUGGAUGGUUAUAAUUACCAUAUUUUUCGCUCUAUAAGACGCACCAGACCACAAGACGCACCUAGUUUUUGGAGGAGGAAAACAAGAAAAAAAUAUUCUGAAUCUCAGAAGCCAGAAGAGCAAGAGGGAUCGCUGUGCAGUGAAAGCAGCAAUUCCUCUUGCUGUUCUGGCUUCUGGGAUACCUGCACAGCCUGCAUUCGCUCCAUAAGACGCACACAAAUUUCCCCUUACUUUUUAGGAGGGAAAAAGUGAGUCUUAUAGAGCAAAAAAUACGAUACAUAUAUAUCUCAGAAUCCCUAAUGCAGCCAUGUCUCUGAGAGGCCUAAUAGUUGGAUUUCAUUUGUUGGCUGUCCUCAGAAGCGCCUAAACACAUUUGCAGGAGAAAAGUCCUGGGCCAAAUAGGUUCACACUAUGGCAAGUGCAACUAAUGGAAGAAAAUACAGUUCACAAAAGCUUUGGUCCAAAAGGAAUUUCCAAUCCUAAUAAUGAUGAUGAUGAUAAAAAACCCUCCAAAAUAUAAGAUCCUGCCAUCAUCAGCCCUGCUUUUCAACAUGAAUCAACUGACAAAAUUUCUUUUCACAAUACUGUUUUAGAAAAAUUUGCCUCUCGAAACUGUUGACCACGCACAACUUUAUCAUAGUCAUAAACAACCACAUUGCCAGCAGCGUCUGCUGAGCCUCCACUCUGUCCAUCCGGCUUCCACUGGCGCUGGCAUCAACCACUACCAGCCAGAGCAAGGCACACAUGCCACCACCUUAGAUUAUCUGGUAACACUGUGCAAGGACAGCCAGCAUGCCAAAGAAUAGUUUGUGCAAGCACACAUGGGGGGGGGGGGGAGCCAGCGAUAUCCUAUUGCACAUGCGCUUACUCACCUAAACCUUUCCUGGCGAUCCAUAUUCCAUUGCUUUUUAUAUUCCAGAUUAUUUCUGGGUCCUAGUGUUUGCCCCGUUAUGUUUUAUAUGUGCAAAUUCUACAAAGCAAACUGUAGCAUCUUGAAGAGGCUUUAUGUUGGCAGGAGGAGUUUUCAUGAAUGCUGAGCUAGGACUCUGAUCGAAAUCAGCCACUCUUCCCAUUCUGCCUCUGAAGCAACUGCCCCAGUUCUUUGCUUCCAGCUAGAGCAGGGGUAGGCAACUUAAAGCCCAGGGGCCAGAAGCAGCCCAAUCGUCUUCUAAAUCAGCGUGUUUUUACAUGAGUAGAAUGUAUCCUUUUAUUUAAAAUGCAUCUCUAGAUUAUUUGUGGGGCCUGCCUGGUGUUUUUACAUGAGGAGAAAGUGUGCUAUUAUUUUAAAUGCAUCUCUGGGUUAUUUGUGGGGCAUAGAAAUUUGUUCAUUAUUUUUUUUCAAAAUAUAGUCCGGCCCACCACAUGGUCUGAGCGACGGUGGACCAGCCCAUGGCUGGAAAAGGUUGCUGACCCCUGAUGUAGAGCUCUCGGUUUUGGUAGGUUCUGCAUGGCCUUGUGGGGUGGUCGAACUUUUAAGAAUUCCCAGGACUUCUAUGGGGUCUUGCCUUCCUUCCACAGUUUGCAUUCUCUGCUCUGUUGCUUCAGCUGUUUUGCCAAUUGUGAGUGCCUUUCAAAUGUGAGCUCAUGAUCCUGCAGCAGUGUAAGCAUCAAAAUUCAGCAUUUCCUAAGGAGCGCCAGCCUAUAAGAUAGAUAUGGAUUGUAGUUCACAUCGUGUGCAACAUCGUUUCCCACACCAGCAGUGAGAACAUGGUGGAUGCAGAGUACACGUCGCUGCGUGUUCACAGCCUCAUUUGAGUCUCCAUAACUGCAUGUUUUGCUUGCUGUUGUUGUUUGGUCGUUUAGUUGUGUCUGACUCUUCAUGACCCCAUGGACCAGAGCAUGCCAGGCACUCCUGUCUUCCACUGCCUCCCGCAGUUUGGGCAAACUCAUGCUGGUAGCGUAUGUAACCCGAGGUACCACUGUAGAAAUCUUUUGUGACUGCUGUCACCAUCUGCAGUGAUCAUGGAGCCGAAGAAAGUAAAACCUCUCUUUGCCUCCAUUUCUUCCCCUUCUAUUUGCCAGGAGGUGAUGGGCCCAGUGGCCAUGAUCUUAGUUUUUUUGAUGUUGAGCUUCAGCCCAUAUUUUGCGCUCUCCUCUUUCACCCUCAUUAAAAGGUUCUUUAAUUCCUCCUCACUUUCUGCCAUCAAGGUUGUGUCAUCUGCAUAUCUGAGGUUGUUGAUAUUUCUUCCGGCAAUCUUAAUUCUGGUUUGGCAAUCAUCCGGCCCAGCCUUUCGCAUGAUGAAUUCUGCAUAUAAGUUAAAUAAGCAGGGAGACAAUAUACAGCCUUGUCGUACUCUUUUCCCAAUUUUGAACCAAUCAGUUGUUCCAUAUCCAGUUCUAACUGUAGCUUCUUGUCCCACAUAGAGAUUUCUCAGGAGACAGAUGAGGUGAUCAGGCACUCCCAUUUCUUUAAGAACUUGCCAUAGUCGACACAGUCAAAGGCUUUUGCAUAGUCAAUGAAGCAGAAGUACAGUGGUACCUCAGGUUAAAUGCUUAAUUCGUUCCAGAGGUCCGUUCUUAACCUGAAACUGUUCUUAACCUGAAGCACCACUUUAGCUAAUGGGGCCUCCUGCUGCCACUGCGCCGCCAGAGCCAGAUUUCUGUUCUUAUCCUGAAGCAAAGUUCUUAACCUGAAGCACUAUUUCUGGGUUAACAGAGUGUGUAACCUGAAGCGUAUGUAACCUGAAGCAUAUGUAACCCGAGGUACCACUGUAGAUAUCUUUCUGGAACUCUCUAGUUCUCCAUAAUCCAGCGCAUGUUUGCAAUUUGGUCUCUGGUUCCUCUGCCCCUUCGAAAUCCAGCUUGCACUUCUGGGAGUUCUCGGUCCACAUACUGCUUGAGCCUGCCUUGUAGAAUUUUAAGCAUAACCUUGCUAGCAUGUGAAAUGAGUGAAAUUGUGCGGUAGUUGGAGCAUUCUUUGGCACAUGUUUUGCUUAGCAGCCUGAGAUCAGCCACAAAAGCCGCAACAGUUUCACUCAUAUAUGUUACGGCCUCCGUGUUGUUGUUUUUUUUGCGGAAAUCCCUCCCCACUUAUCUUCACGGCACGAUGACCUCACGCACGUUUACUUAAACGAAACUGCACCCAUUGCAGCCAGGCUGACUCCAGCGUUAAACUUUCAAAACCCCUUCCCACUCUCCUCCCUCUCUUGUUUUUCUCCCCGGGCUAGAAAUGGGCGGCCCUUGGCUGCGCUUGCCUCUCCAUAAAUUUUGACUGCAAAGAGUUCCGGAUUUCCACUAGUGCUCAGCGGAGAAUCAGCGGGGAAGAGCUGCGAGUUGCCGCGAGCUGUUCCACCUGCUUUUCGGGAAGCGCUCCAAGGUACAGUACUUGUUUGCAGUGUCGCGGUGGAGUUAUAGGGGCAGGGAGGAGGCAGAGCUCAGUGGACCCCCCCAAAGUCUCGAGAACAGGCAAGUGCAAGACGGUGAAUCGGCGAGGCCGUCAAUUCGCUGGGAAGUUGCUCGGGCCGACCUCGAAAAGGUUGCUGCUACGAUUGGCAUCUACUGGCCCCUGAAGUGAGUUCACACUGGGCUUGCUUGCAAGGUUCGCGAGUACGUAUAGGAUCUCAGGGUUGCAUCUCUGCUGUUCGGGCUGUGUUCACAUUAGACCUUUAAAGCGCAUGGUUCCCCCCCCAAAGAGUUAUUGCAGUUUUGCUAAGGGUUCUUGGCAGUGCUUUCCAAACUUGGGUCUGCUUUUUCUUUUUUUUUGGACUACAACUCCCAUCAUCUCUAGCUAGCAUGACUAGUGGUCAGGGAUGAUGGGAAUAGUAGUCCCAAAACAGCUGGAGACCCAAGUUUGGAAAGCACUGCUUCCUGGGAAUGGCAACUCUGUGCCAGGUGAACUACAGGGUGCAGAAUUUAUUUUUUUUGGGGGGGAAUGUGAUUUAAAGGUAAAGUGUACACACAUAAAGUGGCUUCCGGGUUUUUUUAUGGGUGCAGUAGCCCUGUGCUUGUUGCUGAACUAUGGACCUUCUGAAAUCUAAUCUGCUAGCCAGUCGUAUAGGUCAAGGGUGUGUUUACAAAGAUGUUUAUACUUGCUGCGUUUGCUGGGUUUUUCACCCGUUUAAUACUGGGUGGCGCUGUGGUCUAAACCACAGAGCCUAGGGCUUGCUGAUCGGAAAGUCGGUGGUUCAAAUCCCCGUGACGGGGUGAGCUCCCGUUGCUAAGUCCCAACUCCUGCCCACCUAGCAGUUCGAAAGCACGUCAAGGUGCAAGUAGAUAAAUAGGUACCGCUCCGGCGGGAAGGUAAACGGCGUUUCCGUGUGCUGCUCUGGUUCGCCGGAAGCGGCUUACUCAUGCUGACCACAUGACCCGGAAGCUGUACGCCGGCUCCCUCGGCCAAUAAAGCGAGAUGAGCACCGCAACCCCGGAGUCGUCCGCGACUGGACCUAGUAGUCAGGGGUACCUAUACCUCUUUGUUGUUGUUGUUUAGUUGUUUAGUCGUGUCCAGCUCUUCGUGCCUCCCUGGACCAGAGCACGCCAGGCACUCCUGUCUUCCACUGCCUCCCGCAGUUUGGUCAGACUCAUGCUGGUAGCUUCGAGAACCUUUACCUCUACCAACUGUAAAUGCAUACAUAUCCAGUAUUUUGUUACAAACCACCACUGUCUGAGGCAUUGCUUCUGGAACCAGCUUCACACAGAUUGCAGUCCAAAGCCACACCCAAUUUGUCUCUAGCCAAGGUUGUACACUAACAGAAACAUCUCUGGGGGACUGAGGGAGCUGGGAAAACAGUUUCACGUCUCUGCACCACAAGAGGCCUCCUUUCAGAAUAAUUGCAUUUGUUUUACCUUCACAACAACCUAAUGAGAAAAAUUAAGACUGAAGGUGUGUACACUUUACCAGCUUAAACUUUUUGUGUGUGUGCCUCUCAUCUGUCCAUGCCAGCGGGCAGAGAGGAAGUGGGGAUCUCUGAUUCAGAUUGCCUGACUGGUUUCCCUGGCCCAAACCCUUUUCCUGAAGCGUUCUUCCUUCCAACCAUGCCACCCCAGAAAUGGCCUUUAAGUGACUCAUCUUUCAAGUACAGUGGUACCUCAGGAUGUGAAUGGGAUCCGUUCCAGAGUCCUGUUCACAUCCCGAAGCGAACGCAACCCACAUCUGUGUGUGUGCGGGUCACGAUUUGCCGUUCCACGCAUGCGCAUGACGUCAUUUUGACUGUCUGCGCAUGCGUGAGCGGCGAAACCCGGAAGUAACGCGGAGCACAACCCGAAAGCGCUCAACCUGAAGCAACUUCAACCCAAGAUAUGACUGUAGUUGCGAAAGUGCAAGAUACCCGUUUGACAGUGGAACCCUAGGCACAAUUCGCUGAGCUCAAUAGGGCUUAUACUCAAGGAAUAGGACUUACGCCUGAGUAGAUAUGGAUAGGAUUGUGUUGCAAGGUGCUAAAAAACUCACUGUUCUCUGCACUACAGGGUAGUCCUAGAAUGCUGUUGAGAAAAGCAUGUUUUACACAAGCACAGAGAGGGAGAUGGACAGGGCGAGAAUAUAAAAGGCCCAACAUAAGAUGAAAUGAAAUGGAGAGGCUAGGGUUCAAGGAAAGAGGAUUUGCUAGAAGGAGGAGACUUGAAUAGGUUGAGAUUGCCAGGUACAGCUUCAGCCAGCAGGAGCUGUGACUGGCUCCCAGUGAAGGGCAGUGGGACUGCGCCACUAGCCAGCAUGGCAACCAGUUGGGUCCCUCUUCCUGCCCACAUCAGAGAAGCAAGCAAGGAGGGUACAAAGUAAAAAAAGGGUGCACCCACUGCUGAUGUGAGACAUGUAAAGGUAAAGGGACCCCUGACCAUUAGGUCCAGUCGUGACUGACUCUGGGGUUGUGGCGCUCAUCUCGCUUUAUUGGCCGAGGGAGCCAGUGUACAGCUUCCAGGUCAUGUGGCCAGCAUGACUAAGCCGCUUCUGGCGAACCAGAGCAGCGCACGGAAACGCCAUUUACCUUCCCGCUGGAGCAGUACCUAUUUAUCUACUUGCACUUUGACGUGCUUUCGAACUGCUAGGUUGGCAGGAGCAGGGACUGAGCAACGGGAGCUCACCCCGUCACGGGGAUUCGAACCGCCGACCUUCUGAUUGGCAAGUCCUAGGCUCUGUGGUUUAACCCACAGCGCCACCCGUGUCCCUUGUGAGACAUGUAGGACCUUCUCAAUCUGAAUGAACUCUCAAGAAACAGCUGCUAUCAUUUCACCUCCCUGCAAACAAAUGAGGACAAAUGCUCAAUAAUCAGGUUAUCCAGAAGCAAUCCAUUCACAAAAUAGCUACAAUCUGGAAGCAUCCUGAGAGCUUAAUGAGACUUGCAUCUCAGUAGAGAUAUAUAGGAUAACAUGGUGUAGUGGACAGAAAUUUCAAGGAGCAAGGAGUGAUGGUUACUACGAAAAACAGUGUUCCAUUAUGAGAUGGAAAGACAUGCUAUUUGGUUGCCACUGGUAAAUAUUUGAACUAGCAUUCUUGAACUAGCUCACAGUACUAUCCCUGACCUAAUUGGGGGAAAGUGCUUUGGCAGAGUUGUUGCUUUGCAUUUCAAAUGGAGAACUGUGUCUUUGAAACAGCCCUUGCUCUGCUUGGCCAGUAACAGGCAAACAAAGCUUUUGAGCUGGCAUAAUGUAGUUGUCAGACUUGUCAGAGUAGGGCUGAGGGUGAUCAGGGUUCAAUUACUGACUUUGCCACAUAGCUUUAAAGUGGCCUUGGGCCAAUCAAUUGUCCCUCAACCUCUUAAAGUCAUUGUGAGAUUAAAAUUAUGCAGGUGAGGAGAGGAACCAGUUAUGCUGCCUUGAUCUCCUUGCAAGAAAGGUGGGAAAUCAAUGCAGCAGUAGUUCACAUUUUGAAAUCCUUACAAAAAAACUGUAAAUAGUAUGUGUUAGCAUAUCAGAUGAUGAAAGUGGCAGACCAAAUUUUACCUAACAAAUUCUAGGGCUAGGCGAUAGCAUAUCUUACCAGCUAAAUACGUAGUACCUCGGGUUAAGUACUUAAUUCGUUCCGGAGGUCCGUUCUUAACCUGAAACUGUUCUUAACCUGAAGCACCACUUUAGCUAAUGGGGCCUCCCGCUGCCUCAGUGUCGCCAGAGCACGAUUUCUGUUCUCAUCCUGAAGCAAAGUUCUUAACCCGAGGUACUAUUUCUGGGUUAGCGGAGUCUGUAACCUGAAGCAUAUGUACCCCCAGGUACCACUGUAUUGCAAGCGGGGCUUUUUCCAGCCGGAACUCACCAGAACUGAGUUCCUGCACCUUUGUAGCGUUGCAGUGCUAUUCCCUGGCAUGGCGCUCGUGGCAGAGGAAGUGGGUGGCACGGCGAUUGGGGCAACGAGGCAGAGGUUGGUGGCAUAAGGCGGCAGAUUGUAUUUUCGCUGCACCGGUGCAUACAACUUUGGAUGUGUGCUUCCCCCUCCUUUUCUAGAAAAAAAAAGCCCUGAUGGUAUACUAUUAAGUGCAAUACAGUACUACAGUUGUACCUUGGAACUCGUACAAUUUGGCUCCCAAAUGAUCGAAAACUGGAAGUGAGUGAUCCAGUUUUCAAACAAUUUUUGGAAGCCAAAUGUCCGGUGCGGCUUCCGAUUGGCUGCAGGGCACACCUGAAGCCUACCAGAAGCCGUGUUUUGGUUUUCGAACAGUUCCGGAAUUCAAACGGACUCCCAGAACGCAUUCUGUUCAAAAACCAAGGUACGACUGUAUUCUGAUACCUUACGAGGUCUGAAAUAAGGAUGGAGCUACGUAUUGGCUGGCUUCACGGUUUUUCCUGCAUCGUGAGUUUUGCAUAUCACACACGCAUCAUUAUUCACGAUAUAUUGCCAGGUCAAAAAUUAUGAAACCGAUAACACGAUAGCUUCAAACUGGUUUUGGAUGAUAUAUUGAUAUAGCGCCCAGCCCUAGCGAGUUCAUGGCAGGGGGAAGAUUCAGCCUGAGGGUUUUGCAUCUGUAGCUCUGUCUCCUACGCCAGCUCUUUGAGAGAUGAGGAAGAGCCACAGAGCAGUGGUAAACCAUAGUAAAGGUAAAGGGACCCCUGACCAUUAGGUCCAGUCGUGACCGACUCUGGGGUUGCGGCGCUCAUCUCGCUUUAUUGGCUGAGGGAGCGGGUGUACAGCUUCCGGGUCAUGUGUCCAGCUUGACUAAGCUGCUUCUGGCAAACCAGAGCUGCGCACGGAAACGCCGUUUACCUUCCCGCCGGAGCGGUACCUAUUUAUCUACUUGCACUUUGACGUGCUUUCAAACUGCUAGGUUGGCAGGAGCAGGGAUCAAGCAAUGGGCGCUCACCCCGUCGCGGGGAUUCGAACCGCCGACCUUCUGAUCAGCAAGUCCUAGGCCCUGUGGUUUAACCCACAGCGCCACCCGCGUCCCGUGGUAAAACAUACAGCUUGGGAAAUGAAGCCUGUCCAAAAUCCUGGAAAGCCUCUGCCAGUCAGUGCAGACAAUACUGACCUAGAUGGACCCAGUGGUCUGACUCCGUAUAAGGUGGCUUCCUAUGUUUCCCCUACUACCACCACUGCCUACAAUAAACCAAUAUUUGAUAAACCACCUUCUUCCUUUCCAGCUGCAGCAGUCUUUGGCCAUGUGGCUCUAUGUGGCAGCUCUGCUGGGUCUUUAUUUCCUUUUCCGACGGUACCGUGAGCAGCAAAUCUUGGGCAACCUGAUAGAGAAGUAUGUUUUCAUCACUGGCUGUGAUUCCGGGUUUGGAAACUUGUUGGCCAGGAAACUGGACGCUCGGGGAAUCCGUGUCCUGGCAGCUUGCCUCACGCAGCAGGGGGCAGAAAAGCUGAAGGAAGCCACAUCGGAACGGCUGCAGACCACCCUCUUGGACGUGACCCAAACGGAAAGCGUGGCCCGAGCAGCAAAAUGGGCAAAAGGCAUUGUGGGAGACAAAGGUUAGGGCAAGGCGCUCUGAAUCUGCAGCAGCAUAAUUUGGUGUUGUUUCUGGAAAGUGUUAUCAUCCUUGCGGGGUGGAUUAGGCUGGGAGAUGGAGACUGUGGCCCAAGAUUUGCCCACCUGCCCAGGGUCUCUGUUGUUGUUUUUUAACCUCACUCUUCCAGAUCCAAGUCCAUCUCUCUUAUCUAUAAUGCCACACACCUGGCAGUCUGCACUUGUUGAGCAAUGUGAUAGAUGUGCUCCCCCUGCCCCAGUUCCUUACUGUGCCUUCACAGGCUGGCUCAGACUUCAUGGCCCAAUCAUUAGUGCUGCCAAAAACAGCUCUAAGUCAGGGGUGGAGGAUCUUGGAGCUGGGGCCCAAAGUUGGCCUUCCAGCCUUCUCUAACUAUCCCUUGGGACCCACCCCAAGCUGGGUGCGCUGGGCCCUCACCUCAAAAGGAAAAAAACUUGUUGGAAAUUUAUCUCAGGUGUGUUGGUCAGAGGCAGUCUUAACUAUGAUUUGAUUGAAAUGAGCCCAGUUCAAACCACAGGUGGGGAAGCUGGCUUGUUUCAAUGGCCAGUAAAGAUUAACCAUUCAAUGGCCAUUCAAUGGCCAGUAAAAUUAACCAUUGUUUAGGGUUUGAACAUGGCUCACUAUGUACCGUAUUUUUCACUCUAUAAGACGCACCAGACCACAAGACGCACCUAGUUUUUGGAGGAGGAAAACAAGAAAAAAAAAUUCUGAAUCUCAGAUGCCAGAACAGCAAGAGGGAUCGCUGCGCAGUGAAAGCAGCAAUCCCUCUUGCUGUUCUGGCUUCUGGGAUAGCUGCACAGCCUGCAUUCGCUCCAUAAGACGCAUCCCCUAACUUUUUAGGAGGGAAAAAGUGAGUCUUAUAGAGCAAAAAAUACAGUAUUUUCUUCAUAGCAUUCUAACAGCCCACAGAUGUAAUUUCAGUAUUUCUGUUUUAAAGUUUUGCUCAAUGUUUUACUGGAUUCUUAUUUUAUUUUGAUACCAUGUACUGACUUUUUGCUUGUGAUUUCUAAAUUGAGUGAACCGUUUAUAGCGAUUUUAUUAUAUUAAGCAGUAUAUAUGUUAUUAAAAUGAAUGGAUGAACUCAGUGCUGAAUUCAAGCACCGCAUUGGGCAGAGAAAGCAGCUUAAGAUUCUCCUUUUGCAGCUGCAGCUUGCAGUUUCAAAUGGAGAGUCAUCCUCUGCAAUCCCAGCUUUAAAUAAAGCUGGGCCUGGAAAGGAUGGCUAGGAUGUUUUCUUUGCAUGUAGACCUGAUCCUUCCUUUGAAGCGUGAUGCCUUUCUGUCAGAAAUGAUGUGUUACAUGAUGUUGGGUGAGUGGGGCUUUGGUAAAAGGGCCUUGCGGGUCAAUUUGGAACAGGGCUUAUUAGGCAAGCAGGCCGGAGGGUCACCAGCUGUGGUUUAGGUUGAGAGACGAUAACUAGACUAUCUGGUGACCCUAAUGGUUUGAAGCUUCAUCUGAUCAGUGGCAGCACCCAUGGAGACAGUGGAUUCUCUUCAGGGUGACACCUACACCGUACAUUUGAAACCCAUGGAUUUCCCCCAAAGAAUCCUGGGCGCUACAGUUUGCUAAGGGUGCUGUGAGUUGUGCAGGAGAACUACAGUUCCCACAAUUCUCUGUGUUUUCCGUGUGCUUUUAAAUGUAUGGUGUGGACGAACCCAUCUCUGCUUUGUAUUCAGAGUCUGUAUUGGUCAGGUUGUGCUUUGCAGAGAGUAAGAGAAGGUGCUCAAGAGGUGUGUCCCUAUGGAUGGGGCUCUGUUCUGUACCUGAUCUCCUGUUUCUUUUUUGCCCCCUUCAGGCCUUUGGGGAUUGGUGAACAAUGCUGGCGUUUCAGUGCCAACUGCCCCCAAUGAGUGGCUGACGAAGGAGGACUUCAAGAAGAUCAUAGACAUAAACUUGCUUGGCGUGGUUGAUGUAACCAUCCACAUGUUACCUUUGAUAAGAAGAGCCAAAGGGAGGAUUGUCAAUGUUGCCAGCGUAAUGGGGAGGAUAUCCUUGUUCGGUGGUGGCUACUGUCCAUCGAAAUAUGGGGUGGAGGCUUUCUCUGACAGCCUCAGGUAACUGCUGCAGGUUGAUGUAUUUUCUCGUAGCAUUGGCUGCAACUCCUUGUUAGUCCAAGGAGACAUUUUCUGCUUAAGGGGGGGGGUGACAUUGUGCAAACCAGCCUGUGCCAGAAAAUGUUUUUUUAAAAAAAACAAAAACCGGAACUGACAUACGUUUGCAGAAUUCAGCUUCCGUCACUCAGUGUUUGCGGAACUCAACAGAUCUGGUACUUGCAGAGGAGCAAGCUAGCCUGUUUUCACAAUGGUUGCCUUCAGAUGAUCAAAUCUUGGCUUAAUAAGACAACAUACAAAUGAGCCUCUGUCUGGAGCAAAAACGGGGCCUACAGUCUUGGCUUGCUAGCCAGUCUGCAGUUUUUGCUUGAUUCCUGGUCUCCACCACUUUCUGGCAUGUGUGAAAAGCAGGCUUUUGCAAAGCCCUCCCAGGUCUGAUGGGAGAGUCUGGUGAGGACAAGUCAGGGAGGAUUUAAAGAAGCCCCUCCAAUCUUUUUUUGACCUGGGCACAUGCAACUACUGUUGUGAACCAGGCAUGCAUGCAUUUGAGCACUCCUUCCCCUUGACAUGCUGCUACCAGUCAGCACAGACAAUAUUAAGUUAGAUGGAGCAAUAAUCUCAUUCAAAAUAAGGCCACUUCUCCCAUGAUCUUGUCAAUAGCCCUUUCCUUUGCCUUCUAAAGUAGUUGUUUUCUUAAUCGUCCUAUAUAACAAUAGUGAGUUCUGUUCUCCCAGAGUGAUCUCUGUGUAGCCAAAAGAACUGUCAAAAGGGGUCAUCAUCAGCGUAUCUGCCAAACUAGUGACAGGAGUUGCUGUGUGCCGUCCUCAGAUGAAAUUCACUGGCCACUGUUGGGAAAACAGGAUGCAGGAGCAGAUGGACCAUUUGCCUGAUCUAAAAGGGCUUUCCUAUCUAUCAUGUUCUUAUCCUCUUCCCAUCUCUAUCCCAUGGGCUACUGGUACAGAAGGCAACUAUUCCUUCCCUUUUCCCUUCUCCAGGCUCGAGCUUGACGCCUUUGGAGUAAAGGUCUGUAUAAUAGAACCAGGCUACUUUCGAACGGCUAUCACAAAUGAGAAGCUAUUGUCAGACAACUUCCAAAGCCUCUGGAAGCAAGUCCCAGAGGAGACCAAGAAAGCCUAUGGGGAGCCUUACUUAAAUCAUAGUGAGUACUACCUUCCUGUUGUCUUGAAUUUGAUUCUGCUUAACAAAUAGGCUUCUAGAUGUGCUAAUCUGUAUUUGAUAGCUUAGCUGUGGGUGUAUGGCAUGAACAGGGACUGGGCAAUUUGUAUUCCGGAGGAAGGAGUGUGUGUAAGCAUAGGGUUGUGGUGGAAUUAGUCCACACUAAUGGUAUUCAAAGGUGAUUGACCAGCUUCUGGUCUCUUUCUCUUGUUCCAAUAGUGCUUGAUUCAACCAUUAAGAUGCAAAAAGACUGCAACCCCAACCUCUCUCUGGUUACCGACUGCAUGGAGCAUGCUUUGACAUCUGUGUACCCCCGUACUCGCUAUUCAGCCGGCUGGGAUGCCAAGCUGUUUUUUCUCCCUAUGAGCUACAUGCCAACAUGGCUGCCUCACUGGAUAGUGACCCGCACUUACCCCAAACCAGCACAGAGCUUUUAG